AUGCAACCGAAGGCGGAAUCGGAAAUUGAUCUGCAGGCGGAUCACCCGGAAAAUGGCGCCCCUGGAGCGGUUCCAUCCAGCCUCUUCACUCUUCCCUUUCGUAUCUAUUCUUCCAUCUAUUUUCAUCUUUAUACAUUCUUGAGAGGCCUCACCAUGGGGUUCUCGUCCCGAUUUCUCCGCAUUCCGCGGCCAGAGACCGGUGCUUCUCUGAUCACCCUGUCGCUCUUAUUGAACAAGAUCAGUGGCUUCUAUGGCCUCCUCGCCCUCUUCACGGGCUACCACCUUUCACCUGUUCAACUUUCCAUGUACCUCUGGUCUCUGAUCGCCUUGGGACUCGCCGUCGCACUUUUCCCUCACAUCCGCAAGCAAACGCCCCUGCAAUGUCUCGCGCUCGCCUACCUCUACGUGUUCGAUAGUUUGAUCAACGCCGCAUAUACCGCGGCGUUCGGGGUGACGUGGUUCUUGGUAGUGUCGCAACAUUACGACAGUGGCAAGGCUGUCGGCCCCGGAGGCGACACCAUCGCGCAAACCGCCGGAUUCACCAGCCCCAAGUACGACGCCGCUUAUGUCGAAAUUGAAAACACCAAAGAGGGCAACAACUUCAUCGCCCAUCCUCCGCGCGCCGAUGAUCUCAGCAAUGUCGUCCUGCAACCCGAAAGUCUUCAAAGCAUCAUUUUCAUCUGCCUCCUCUGGGUGGUCCGGGUGUACUUCGUUCUCGUGAUGCUGGCCUUCGCGCGCCAGGCCCUUCGCCUCUGGGUCGCGAUUCCUCGCCACACCCAGCUCCCCACCCACAGCCGCAACGUGUCGGUCGCCAGUGUCGCCGAUAUCGACCGGGAGCCCUUCUCCCCCUACAGCCCCGACGGACAAGGAUGGGAAGGCAAAGUAGGCCGCAUCAUGAUCGGGAUCGGCCACAGUUACUGGCUAGGUGAAGAAGAGAAUGGAAACUGGCUUAGCGGCAUCAACCACAAGUUCCGGAAUCGCAGCAACAACACCGAACUUCCCGGGGCCCUGGAGCGCGAGCGCAGACGCCGUUCGGGCACCGGUCCUCCCCAACCUUCGCCCUCUCUCGUUCGGCCUACCGUUCUCCACCAGCCCAUCCCGGAACAUGGCACGAAUGUCAAGAUGCAGGAUUGGACCGCGCCUCGAUAA
Molecule: messenger RNA, 1149 nt
Organism: Penicillium olsonii
Lineage: Eukaryota; Fungi; Ascomycota; Eurotiomycetes; Eurotiales; Aspergillaceae
Source: the annotation of a GenBank genome assembly